CAAAUGCCAAUUGCUUUCUUCUUUCUUUCUUUCUUUCUUUCUUGUAAGAAACGAUUUUUUGUUUUGUUUUUUUUGUUUUUUUUUUUUCCGAGAUAUUCAAGGUCUAAUAACACACACAAAUACCACCAACCUGGGAUUAUCGUUAUCAUUAUAUUUCACGCUUCCCUCUGGCUUCUUUGCUCUCUUUUUUGUUUUUCUUUUUUUUGUCUGUUUUUCUGUCCAGCCGCCUCAAAGCCUCAGCCUUUUUCAAUCCUAAUCCCCACCUCCUUUGAGUUCAAAUUUCCUUUUCUUCUAAAUACCAGUUUGCUUGGACCUGGAAUUGGGUUGUUUGUUUCUCAUGUGGAUGAAGAGUUUGAUCAUAUGUUGUUUUUUAGAGAAUAGAGAAUAUGCGCCCUGCUUUAUUUAUUCAAAGAUCAGAUGCAAAUCAGCUGAGCAACUUGGUGGCUUCUGAAGCUAAAUCUUUGUCUUUUCCAGUUCUUUCUACCUCUUCCGAAGACAAGUUCCCCAAACUGCCAGAUGCUUAUCAGCCUUGCUCACAAAGUGAACUGAUGCCAAACCCCACUUCAAGACAGGCUUCUGCAUUAAGUUCCAGUGGUGGGACUUGUGGUCAUUUGUUUUCAUCACCCUCCAUAUUCCCAAACGGCAGUAAUGUAUCUUCAGUUUUUCCUUAUGAAAGGCGUCCCCAAAAUUUUCCUUUAAUUUCUCAGUCAAAUGAUGGGAAGGCAUUGCAAUCAAUCCACGCCUCUCAUUCAGAAAUGCUAUCAACACCAUUGAUUAAUCACACUGAAGAAAAUAAAGAUGUUACCUGGUGUCCAGAUUCAAUUCAGGAUUUUCUUGAUUUUCCUGAAAUGGCCUCUGUCCAGAACGGUCCUAUUGAAAGCAGCACUGGUGGUGUCAUGACAUACGGAGACCAUGCUGAAAAGACUGACUGGCCAGAUUGGGAUCAGUUUCCUACUGAUGAAGUUCUUGAUCAAUAUUUGGCUGGGUUUCCUGAUGAUGUCAAUACAGAAGAUUCCAAACCAAAGGUACUUGAACAAUCUUCUGAGACAUUGAUACAACAACCCCAAACCGAUCAUCAUCAGCCAUUACAGGCUGCAGAAAUUUGUUCUGUCCCUGAUCCAUCGUCCACCGCACCCUCAAACAAACCCAGAAUGCGAUGGACACAAGAACUCCAUGAGUCCUUUGUGGAAGCGGUCCAUAAGCUCGGUGGUAGUGAACGAGCUACUCCAAAGGGUAUCUUAAACCUGAUGAAAGUUGAAGGCUUGACAAUAUAUCAUGUGAAAAGCCACUUGCAAAAAUAUAGAACAGCAAGAUACAAACCUGAGUCAUCAGAGGGAAAUUCAGAGAAAAACACAACUCUUCCAGAAGAAAUGAAAUCUUUGGAUGCAAAAGCGAGUAUGGGGAUCACUGAAGCAUUGCGCUUGCAGGUAGAACUCCAGAAACGCCUUCAUGAUCAACUUGAGAACCAAAGAAAAUUGCAGUUGCAAAUUGAAGAACAAGGGAAGACCCUUCAAAAGAUGUUUGAGCAGCAUAGAAAUGCCUCAUCCUCCACCUUGGAUGAUACCAAUGCUUCACUGUCUAUAAAUGGCAAGUCAGAAACUACAGAACAGGAUCAUUCCAAAACAGGAAAUAGCACUGGUAGUGCCAACACCACACAAGAAAGUUCCCAGGAAGCAAGUUUGAAGCAAAAGUCACUAGAAACUGAAGCCGGUGAGAAACCUGACCCACGUGAUAGUGAGACUGGUUCCCCAGCUACAAAACGUGCAAGGAGUGGAUGAAACAGCAGAUUCAGUUGAAUUUUGUUCUUGUUCACAUUUAGAUAUUGUGGGAAUUUUCUGCUUCUGGAGAUGAACCAUGCUGACUGAAAGUCUUGAAGCAGGAGACUAUUUUUUUUUUUUUUUUUUUUUUUUUAGUUUUUGUUUAUAAUGUGUUGACUCUUGACAUGUUUGCAUCAUUUGAUAGCCGAGUCUUCUAAUUUCCUUAUUAGAUUCCACGAUCAAUUUGUAUAUACAUGAAGAUAUUGAUUUGAUAGAUAGGUAAUGAUUUUUAUCUGAAAUAAUGAAAAUCGAAACAUUAUGGUCAAGAUAAAUACUGAUAAUCAUUGCGCCUUUUCCGUGUA
Molecule: messenger RNA, 2119 nt
Organism: Ziziphus jujuba (common jujube)
Lineage: Eukaryota; Viridiplantae; Streptophyta; Magnoliopsida; Rosales; Rhamnaceae
Product: protein PHR1-LIKE 1
Exons: 9
Coding region: 387-1778 (463 amino acids)
Molecular function (GO): DNA binding; DNA-binding transcription factor activity
Source: RefSeq, a predicted model, not a curated record